Penicillium olsonii is the source of this 741-nucleotide messenger RNA. Lineage: Eukaryota; Fungi; Ascomycota; Eurotiomycetes; Eurotiales; Aspergillaceae. The record is from the annotation of a GenBank genome assembly.
AUGGGCAAAGGUCCUCUGGAGCGGAAGCUCAAGUUCGAGAAACGCAAUACCGACUUGGUCAAACUCCCCAAAUGUGAGCUUUAUCCCACCCAUCUACCAGGCAUACUUGCGACAAUAGCCCCGAGACCACAAAUUCUAACGCUGGACACAGAUGCCAAGGUCGAGAAACGUCCCAUACCACAUGCGCCAGUUGCCUCUCCCUUUGCGGGAGCCUCAGUCCCCAAAGUUGUCUAUGUAUCCAGCAGCACGCCGUUCAUGAGCGCCGUCAAGCGCGUACAGAAGCUGCUCAUCCAAGCCGAGAAGCGCGCUACCGCCAAUAUCAGCCUCGAGGACACGCGCAAGAGCGAGCAGCAAAUUCUCGAUGAGCUGUCUAAAGUGUCAGAGAAGCGGGAAGAGGUUUUCGUCAAGGCAACUGGACGCGCGAUUGAGAAGGCAUUGAAUGUUGGCAAAUGGUUCGAAGAGAAGAAUACGCAGUACAUUGUGCGCGUCAACACAGGGAGCGUGCUUGUUGUGGAUGAUGUUGUUGAAGAUGAGGAGAAGAAACAGAAACACCAAGCACAAUCACAACAGCAAUCAGAGGGGCAGAGCCAAAGUGGUUCCGGCACCGAUUCCAAGACAGAGUCACAGACGACUGCGACAAAGAGAAAGCAUCAAGAUGUCCCUGCGGGCAGUGACGAUGAAUUGCCCGAGAGCCGAACACGUUGGAUCAAGAUGGUCGAAGUUGCUGUAACUCUGAAGUGA